Messenger RNA from Cheilinus undulatus (humphead wrasse), 3461 nucleotides. RefSeq lists its product as uncharacterized. The transcript has 3 exons. NCBI's taxonomy places the organism in Eukaryota, Metazoa, Chordata, Actinopteri, Labriformes, Labridae. The coding region runs from base 144 to 1097 and encodes 317 amino acids. The record is from RefSeq and is a predicted model, not a curated record.
GGCACAACUACGACAGAGUGGGACAGUCUGAGUCACAGUGUUGCUUUUCAUCAAGCUUUACUGUUUAAGAGUGUUGAUCUGCCAUAUCCACAUUCAGUGCUGGGAUAAAAUCAACUUCAAACAAGCAUUUACAAGAAAAAGCAAUGACAGCUCUAAGGAUUGCACUUUUUGCUGCCUUUAUGGUGACUGUUGUGUUGUCUAAACCAGUCAAUCUGACUGAGGAUGAAGAUUCAUCUGAGUCUGCUGAAGAGAAGUCAUCAGAGGAAGCCAAACCUCAUGGGAACCUGCCACGAGUAAAUACUCCUGACAUCAUAGUGCAUAUUAAGCCAGCUCCAGGGAAAAAAAUUCCUGAUACCAUAGUCCCGAUUAAGCCAGCAAUAGAUACUAGCACUAAAGUUGGACAUCCAGCUCCAGGGACAAACAUUCCUGAUAUCAUAGUACCGAUUCAUCCAGCUGCAGGGACAAACAAUCCAGAUAUCAUAGUGCCGAUUCAUCCAGCUGCAGGGACAAACAAUCCAGAUAUCAUAGUGCCGAUUCAUCCAGCUCAAGGGACAAACAAUCCAGAUAUCAUAGUGCCGAUUCAUCCAGCUCAAGGGACAAACAAUCCAGAUAUCAUAGUGCCGAUUCAUUCAGCUCCAGGGACAAACAAUCCAGAUAUCAUAGUGCCGAUUGAGCCAUCAGGUACUAUAAAAAUGCUGCCUUCUGUAGAUGCAAGCCUUUCUCCAACAAUGAUAGAUACAUCAACUUUGCCUGACUACAUUGACCCGCAAAUCUUCACGGACACUUCAAACCUCAUACCAGAUGACCCUACAGCGACCACCCCGGGAACAGGCAUUUUUCAGGAUGUGCCUGUGAUUGAUGCUUCACAGGGCUCCAUCACUGACAGCAUGCAUGUUCUACCAGAAUCAGAGGUCUCCCUUAACACACAACUUCCGGUAAUUUACGCCACCAACACCCCAUACCAAGAACUCCCCCUGGGUACCACAGCCAAGCCCCUUGAGAUCCCCCUUGGAACUGUUGAGAAUGGGGUUCCUGUGUGUUUCACUUUUCAGUUUGCUACCUCUGCUCCAGAUCCACCCAGAGGAGACAGUAUGUGAUUCUGAUAACUGAGAGCUAUCUGUCAAAGGUUUGGCAUUUCCUCUAUAUUUUUGUAACUUUAGUGGUUUUGAUAUAUCGUUGUAAUAUCCACUCAGAAUGUCCUUACCACUCUUGGCCUCUAUUUUAAUUCUAAAUUUGCUUCAUAAGUAGCUGUCAGAUAAUGCAUGUGUGAUGACUACUACAUAAUAACUGAAAAAACAUACUUUGGCUGACUGCAUCUAAAAUGUUUUCAUGUACUGCUAAAAACUGUGAUGUUCUUAUGUCUGAUUAAAAAUGUAAUAAAACACCCACCAAACUCAUGUUGUUUUUAGUAAACAGUGUUUUUAUUGGUUGUUGCAUUACUUACAUCCUUCUUAUUCAAAGGGCCUUGUCACAGCAGCUGUACCAAGAAAGGAGCACAGCAAUUACUGCCUCCAUGAUAAGAUUUCAUUGCAUCAUGCACGUUUUUAUACUCUGUGUAGGUGGGUGGAGCAGUGCAGAUAGAGUACAGGAUGACAACGCAACACACCCUUUUUUGCACAAUGUCUUACAGAGAAAACUUCCAUUUUUGACACUGUCCCUAAACCAAGAAGCAGUAAAUUAGAUUUUUUACAACCUCCAGCAACACUUAAAAGAGAAAACAUCUUGGGUGGUCAGAUAGUCCAAUUCUCGUCCUCAGUGUGUUAGACACUGGGAACUUUCAGGCUUCAUUCAUACUGCAUGUAAUAUAGAUCUGAUAUUGUUAUGACAAUGUGAGCAGCACAGUGUCAUAUGAGAUUUGGGCUACUAUAAUUUGACAUCUAGAUCAGAGGCUGGACUUUUGCAAUGCCACUUAAUUCUCAACAUCCAGGUCUGAAUGCUCCAAGGAAACAAAAAGGAAUUAAACAUACAAUCCAGACCAAGAUCACACAGCUAAAGCCAGACAAGUGGCAGAAAAAGAUCUGGUGCUCACAAUAUCCCUUAGAUCACAAUAGAUUAGAAUGUAUCGACGACUUUUCUUCCAUUUAGUUAAUAAUUUCUGGUGUGCCUGACAUCUUAAGGUAUGCUAUUUCAGCUCCAGCUCUGAUGGUUCAUGGGAUUAGUAUGAGAUUUGUGAAAUGAACAUGAAAAUAUAACUGAAAGUUCAAAUGCUUAUCCAAAUCUUCAGCAAGGGGGCAACUGGACUUGAUUCAGCUUCUUGAAGAUGUUUUGCUGGCCAAAGAAAUCCAGAGCUGCACUGUAUGUAGGGGAUAAGAAGUGUCUUAGUCUGCCAUGUCUGUUCAAAGACAGUUCUCGAACAAAGGUACAGCGCAGCUCUGAAUUCCUUUUGGCAGCAGUCCAAACUGGAACACAGAACUGGCAAACCUGAAGACGCCCAGGAGGACACGCCCUCAGGUGAAACUGUGACCCAGGUGACUCAGCUGUGAAUGACUUUCAGGUGAUCACCCAGAUCAUUAGCACAUGGAUGGACAACAGAGGCUAUAAACUCCAACUUUGGCCCCAGUCACUCUGGAUUGACUUAAUUCUAAUUUUCUGCAUUUAUUUUAACUGAGGACAUUUUUAGCAUGUUUACAGGUUUUUAGGUGGAUUAUUACGAGUUUUAUUUCAUUACUUUUAGACAAGACUUCUGAACCGUUUAUUGUUUUAGAAGGGGGAUUAAAUAAACUUGUUUUUAGAUUUCGCAUGCAUUUUUUUAUUAAAUUAAGAUGAUAAUGGUAUUUCAGAGAGGAGUUUUAAGGGGCUUUACAAGGCAUUUAAGAGGAUCUUUAUUUUAAGAGUGAUAUUUAUUUUAUUUUAUACAGAAAUGUAACACAAAACCACCAAAAAAUAAAGAAAAAAAACCCACAAAAAGCAGGUUUAAUUAUUGAGGUGAUUGUGAACUUUGACUGAAGAUAACCUGAUUAACUUCCUCCUUUGCCACUCCUGCUCCCUCUGGACAUUGGACCUGAUCAAGAGGAGAGCUGGGACUGAAAAGGACUGACAGUCCUGAGCUGUCCCUACAAGAACCAUGCCACUGCUGCUGAGUCACAUUAGAACUGAAGAAGCCUUUAGAAGAGAGGCGAAAUGUCUUCAGGAACCUGAAUCAAGUCCAGUUGCCCACUUGAUGAAGACUUAGAUAAUCAUGACUUGGAUCAGUGGUUCCCCACCUGGGCCUGGGGGGGGGGGUCGGGUCGGGGGGCUUUGUCUGCUCUGAGGUUGUCAAAAUUAGAUUUGCAAAUAUUAAGUAAAAUCAUGAUAAAGAACUUAAUGAACAGUUUAUACAAUGGUCUUUUGGUAAGAAAAUGCAUGAAACAAUUAAACAGAUGUUGAUUUUUGGCAACAAUAUGACGCUCUAAAUUUUUUGUUCAUAUUCUAGUGGGUCUCAGCUGAACUUCGAAACAAGUAGGGGGGGCUCUAAGGAACAA